GUCUAAAUCAACAUGGCGGUCGAGAAGUGCCUUGAAACAUGUGCCUUGAGUUACAAAGUUAUAGCAGAAUGCUCCACAACCAAGGCUCGAACUGCUAUUCUAACUUUGCCACAUUAUGAAGUAGAAACUCCAGUAUUUAUGCCUGUAGGAACUCAGGGAACAAUGAAGGGUUUGACCUCUAAACAACUCACAGAGCUGGACUGUCAGAUUAUUCUUGGGAACACGUACCAUCUUGGAAUGAGACCGGUAGAGAGAACAAGAGAUCAGGAGCAUUUUAAUUGCAUUAUUAUACGGUUCUAGCUCUUGAAAAUCAGUUCAUGAGAUAAAUUUUAACACACAGGGCACAGAGAUAUUAGAAAAAGCCGGGGGACUACAUGGAUUUAUGAAUUGGAAGAGAGCCUUAUUAACGGUAAGUUGCCUGCCAAAAUAUUAAUAUUGCCUGAGUCGAAACACGCUUUAAAGAGAAAAGAACAGUAAUUUUUCCGAGUGUUUAACAAAUUAUUAUUUACUUGUUUCCAACAUAAAGGACAGUGGUGGAUUUCAGAUGGUAUCUUUAUUGAAAUUAGCUGAAAUUACUGAGGUAAGCCACUCCGGUCUUGCACCCCUUUUUACUUCUGUUUCUCCUUUACUCAUUUUCGCACAAGUGUUCUCCUUGUCAAAUUUAAACAUUGUCACUGAAAUUUCUUCCCAGCCAACAAUUUUUCUUGGACUUACCAUCUGAAGUUGGUCAGUACAAAAUGCAGACUGCAGACUGUAGACCAGGUACAAAAUGCAGACUAGGUAAAAAAUGCAGACUGAGAAUUUAAACUGUUUUUUCUGUCUGAUACAUGAUAAAAUGGCAUCUCACAACUUGCCAAGUGUCACAGAAUUGUUUUUCAAGGAACAACUUUCACAAUCAUUUGCACUAUUACAAGUGGAAUUUUGUAACAUGGUACAUACACUGAUUUUUACAUAGUAAUAUUUGUGUAGUCAUCAAACAGAUGAGAGAUAAACAAAUGGCCCAUCAAUCAGUGUGUGUACACCCCUGAAUUUUGAAAAUAAACCAAGUUGAAGAAACAGUUUUGAUCUUGGUCUGCAUUUUUGUCAUCAAGAUGAACACAUAUUGGUUAAAAAGAUGACAAGUAUGGAACGCAUACAAAACUUUCAAUUGUUUCUCAAAAAUUGUGCCUGUUAAUUAUUCAAUUCUGACAUCUUGCAUGUGAAGUGAAAAGACUAUAUGAACACUUGAAAUUCUAUUAAGAACAAUUGUGGCUGCUUAGUGAAAAACUGAAAACAACAGCCACUUUGUUAUAAAACAAAAUAUGCAAGGAAAAAGGCAAGGAAUAUUCCAUAAUAGUGCAAAUGAUUGUGAAAGGUGAUCGUGGAAAAGGGAUUGUGUGACACUUGGUAAGUUGUAAGAUGACAUAUUAUUACAUAUCAGACAAAAAAACAGUUUAAAUUCUCAGUGUGUACUUUGCAACCAGUCUGCAUUUUGUAUGCAGUCUUCAUUUUGUACUGACUGCAUCUGAAGUAGAAGAAGGAACAAAUUGAGCUGAUUGAAAUACCUCAAAUAAAGAGAAAAAUCUGAACCCCCCAUAAAUGGAGACGGAUUUUACCAGUAAAGAUUUAUAUGUGCGCACAGAGAUUCCUUUUAUUUCUUUUUCAAAGGAAGGUGUUAAGUUCCAGUCUCCCCAUGAUGGUAAAGAAAUGCUACUUACCCCUGAGAAGUCAACUGAGAUCCAGAAUUCCAUAGGAGCUGAUAUCAUAAUGCAGCUGGAUGAUGUGGUCAGCAGCACUACAACAGGUAACCUGAAUCAGUAUGGCAACCUUGGCAAUCUGCUUACAAUCUCUUUCAAAGAUUUGUCAUUUUCAGCCUGACUGUUCAAUGGCAAAUAUAGCAGAUACUUAAUAUGCUCAUAACUGAGCUAUCUUUAAUGAAAAUGUAUCUAAGAGUAUGAAUAAGAAUGAAAUGGAAGUGGAGUUGAUGCACAGUGGUAAAUGUUAUCCUGCAACCAGUGACAACUAGAGGAUCAGACCUUUUGAAUCAUAAUUACGAAUAUUUUUGUGAAGCCCCUGUAGAUGAUUCCAGUAACAAUAGCAUCAAUAAGAGAUGUUGUUUGUACCAGGAAGGUAAAUAGAUUGGCCUGCUAGUUGGUAUGGUAGGGUUAUUACUCGUUAGGUCAACUUUUUACAAACAUCUUUGCUUUACUCAAAUCUUCAAAAAGGAGAGAAAUGAGAGAAAACUUAUAGGAUCCUAUAUUUCAACCAUGAACUAAAUUCUGUUCAUUUUACCAUUGAAUCAUUAAGACAGAUCAAAUAAAUACAGAUUGAACAAUAUUUAUCCUGAUGCCAAAAUGAACUAGUGACCCCAGAUUUGGACAAGAGUAGAACUUAAAAAGUCCCUUACCAUCCCAAAUAGUAAAUCUUAUCCUAUCUUAUAGAAAUGUUUCAGUCAAUUCUUUGGCUAAAAUCCAAUCAUUGCCUCUGUAGGUCCAAGAGUUGAAGAGGCCAUGUUGCGCUCAAUCCGAUGGUUGGACAGAUGUAUAUCAGCCCAUGCUAAGCCAACACAGCAAAACCUUUUUGCAAUAAUACAGGGUGGAUUAGAUCCAGAACUUAGAAAGACUUGUAUAGGAGGUACUUUGUUUUACAAGCAUCAUCCAUCAUCAGUUCAUCUGAUUUAUCUAUUAAUCCUAACCAUUACAAUUCCUCAAAUGUUAUUGGAGCAUUAGCUGCUUUAAUUUUCACUAAUAAUUCCAUUCAGUUGUAAUCAGACUGUUGGCUGUAAUCAGACACUGGUAAUUGGACAGUUGGAGCUUCCAAUCAAACUGAGUCCACUCAGCUAAAUUUACCAAUCACAGAAUUUAUCACAAUAACCAUUAUGAUAGCAACAACCACUUUUCCUGAAGAACUACUGGGGAAUUUCCAAAAUGGAGGAAUUUUUACUACAGACAUUAUCUCUACUGGAGAUGUUUAAUUCCUAAAUGUAUUUGUUUUUUUCAGAAAUGGUAAUGGUGAUAAUUAAUUGGUAACAGGACUUUGUGUCAUCCAGUUCUGUCUGCAAUCAUUUUGAUACUUGUGAUUGACAAAUUGGACUACCACUUGGUGGAUAUCCGAUUUUGUUAAUUGCUCAUAUGAUUACAGACUAAAUUUGAGGAAACAAAGCCCCCUUACCAUUAUUGAUUGUAUCUGAAGUUUAUCUGAUUAUUUGCAACUUAAUUUUGGAUGAAAAAGAAAGUCUGCCCUUGAGCCUAACUGUCAACAUGUUGUCCAAGUUUAUCCUGGCUCCCACAGCAUAACAGGGCAGUGCAGGGGUAGUGCCACCUCUUCUGCCUGAGAUGCUGCCCCAUUGUACAUGCAGGUCAUACCUUUACCCUUCUAUUUUGUCUGGUUCCUCAAUAUUUCAUUGUUACCCAUUUGUACUCCAGGGUAGGGCACUGUGGGUUUAUAGUGUCUUGUCUAAGAACACACCAAAAUUACUUGGAUAGAGCUUGGAUCUUGACCUUUCAGCCCUGAGUCCAAGCAGUUUGGUUAGCCAAUCACUGGGCCAAUGCAAGUAGCUAAAUCAUGUAGGAAGUACAGUAACCCAUAAGAUUGAUAAAAUUUUGAAAUGUUUUCAACAGUUGCUAUAUGAUCAAAUUUAUUGAAUAUUCAUUUCUUAGAGAUGGUUAAACGUAACACACCUGGUAUUGCCAUCGGUGGCCUUAGUGGUGGAGAAGAGAAGUCUUUAUUUUGGAAAACUGUUACACUGUGCACAGAUUAUCUACCAAAGAACAAACCAAGAUAUCUUAUGGGUGUAGGGUAAGGGUCAUGUGCAAAGAUUGCUUGGUGUUCAAAAGAAAAAAAUUACUGGAAAAUCAUUCUGGCAAUGUAUCAAGAUUAAUUUCCUAAUUUUUUCAUAUUCUGUUUUAUAAUUAUCUCUUUUAUUUUCUCAAGCUAUGCUGUGGAUCUUGUAGUUUGCUGUGCUUUGGGAGUUGACAUGUUUGACUGUGUCUAUCCAACCAGAACAGCAGUAAGUUGAGUGGACAUACUGUACAUUCAAGCAUGACUCAACAGAGUGGAGUAUUUAAUGUGUUAUCGUUAAUUUAUUCUAAUCUAAAUAACCUGUUUUAUUUUUUGUAAGAGUCUUUUAAGUAUCUUCUUGAAUUUUUUUCCAUAAUAAUGAUAAGGAUAUUCUCAAUGAAGAAAGAUCAGUAAACAUUUGCUGAGAAUAUAGGUAUCAAAUUUCAUAUAAGUUUUGUCCAGUCAUUUUGACCUAAAGUGCAUUACUUCUAAACUCUGACAAAAAAAAAUUAGAUCAAUCAGGAUAAAUAAGAUUAAAAUAGUGUUGUAAUGAGAUCCAGUUUUAAAACAUAUUUGCUCAUUGACCCUGAAUCCAGCAUCAUAUGAAGAAUGUGCCUGCACAGUUGUGCUGUUAUUUGAUCAUGCUAAGCCGGUCUCCACCCCUGAGUUGAUACUAAGUUUCCUCCUCGCUCUUGCCCAGUAAUAAAAAAUAAAUAAAUCUUAGGGAGUGUUAAGUGUUCAGGGUUUCUUACUCUCAAAGCCAGAUUUUGAUUUUUUUGUUUUAUACAUCUUGCUUGUACAGUACUUGCCUAUAAUUUCCCUAACGGAUCUUCAGGAUUUUGAGGAUCCUAUGAAGGAUUGUAAUAGAGAAAUAUUUAUUAUGAUCUUCAAUACUCAUGCCAAGAUCUUCAAGGAUAUUUCAACCAGAAUUUUGAAGAUCAUUGUACUGAUAAUCCACUCAUAAAGCUACUGACUGAUUUUUUUUCUUACAAAUCCAGAGAUUCGGCACAGCCCUGGUACCUUGGGGUCAACUUCACUUAAAGAAUAAACAAUAUUCAACAGACUUUGAACCUAUUGAUAGAGACUGCAGAUGCUUGGCUUGUAAACAUCACACCAGAGCUUACAUCAACUCUUUGCUAGGCAGAGAAGAGGUUGCUUGUCAUUUGUUGACAAUUCAUAACAUUUAUUAUCAGGUAUGCUGAACGAUGACAAAUAGUGUUAUCUUGUAAGCAGGCCCUCAUUAUUGGGGCUGCAGCACAACCAUUCCUUUGCCUGCAGGAAAGUUUGAGGCCUUUUGCAAAGCAACAAGCAAGAGGUCUGCAAAGGGUCUGGAACUGAUAUUGGUACCAGACCCCAGCAAACUCCUCCCAAAUAGUCUCAAAUCUUCCAGCAGGGGGAAAAACAUAUAUCCUGUCGCGCUAACAAUGAGGGUUACAAGUGUGUGGGAGAGAUUAAAAGGAAACAUAUGAUGUGACUAGUUGCCAAUGUACAGAACAAUGAAUUCAAGGUGUGGUUCAGGUUUGAUUCCUGAACCUUUAAUUAUAAAUUGGGUUGAUUUUUUUCCUACUCUGAGGGUUCCCUACAUGAAAUUUUGCUCCCUUUCCAAAAGCCAUUGUGAUAUAUGGAGAAAUUCCAUCAGCUAUUCUUCAGAGUAGGAAUAAGAAACGUGCUGGUACAAUUUUUAAAUUUUAAAAAUUUCAUUCAGUAAAAAUAUUCAAGUUUAUUUGCUUUGACUUAAUUAUUUUGGUUUCUAUUUUUUUUCCAUUUUGUUUCAGAUGAAGUUGAUGCAUGAUAUAAGAGAAAGUAUCAAGGUGGACAAAUUUCCUGAAUUUGUGCACAAAUUUAUGAAAAGGAUGUUUCCAGAUGAAAUUUUUCCUGUCUGGGCCAAAGAAGCUCUUGCUUCUGUCAAUAUCUUCUUGAAAACUCAGGAAAUCAUCAAAAGUAAAGAAGAUAAAGUGUGGAAUCAAAAUGACUCUGCCUCUUCUGGUGAAUGUGAUUCGUCAACAUUAAAUCUUAAAAAAUAAAAAUUUGCCCAAAGACAUUGUCAAGUGUGAGUGAUGUUUGACAAAGUGAACAACAUAAAAUACUUUCAUGAACUUUGCUCAACAUAUUAGUAGUAAAAAUUACAAAACUAGCUGCAAUGGCCACUCAAAAAU
Messenger RNA from Pocillopora meandrina, 5915 nucleotides. The record is from the annotation of a GenBank genome assembly. NCBI's taxonomy places the organism in Eukaryota, Metazoa, Cnidaria, Anthozoa, Scleractinia, Pocilloporidae.